GUCUACUAUUUUCUUUCGCAUGCCUCCCAUUCUCGCCGAGUUGCAUGCUACUUCGGUUGCUCAACAACAAUAUGUGGAUGUCUCUCCUUCACUAUGGAAAAAGCUUCAGGGCCAUCAUGAUACUUCUCCUUUAGCGGUUUCUAUUACCUUUUUACAGCUAAACUUGGAUGACCCGAUAAAAAAGGAUGCUAAACAUCGCUAUCUGCCAAAAUCGAUCGUUGUAUAUGCUCGGCUAUCGCAACAGGACCUUGGUAGAGACACUGUAAGUUUGCAUCCAAGUUUUAUAACAUCAGUCUAUGGCCCCCAGCAAAUCUCGACCGAGUUAGAGGAGCAGCUAGAAUUGGACCUUCUAGACGAAGGUAUUGCCGCAGACGACCAUCAGUACUUUGUGCAUAUCGCGCCUACAAAUCUGAUUGAAUGCGAUGAGGUUAUUCUGGGGGCUCUUGAUAAGAAAUCAUAUGAUUUUAUUGCUGAAAAACCUGAUGGAUUAGCCGAACUUUUAAAAUCUGGCGAAGAACCCCCAAAGAUAAUCAGGUCCUCAACAAUCGUUACAUUCAAUGAAGACUUGCGCUACAAGGUGUUGAUGUCCAACCCAGUACUUCAAGGCAAGAUCAUCUCGACAGCGCGAACAAAAGUUAUUGUUGUAGAUAUAAGCGCUUCUGGAGAUAGCGAAGAGGAGGUUGACGUAUCUGCAGACGAUGAUGCAACGGAUCCAUUAUCAUUCUCGAUGCUAAAAGACAAAAAGGAUGGCCCACAAGUUAUUGAAUCUCAGGCAUUUCAGCCCGCUAUCCUCACAACACCUUGGCCAGAUCAUCAACUGGUUCCUAAUCCGCCUUCAGACGACGAUAAUGAAUGUCGAGUUUAUGUUCAUGUAGAAGAUUUGGCCCGUUGUGGGGUCUUCAGUAGCGAUUGGGUAUUGGUUUCUGGCGGAAACCAUAAGCGUAGCCGACUAUGCCGUAUCUAUGGUGUAGACAUGGAUACAUAUGAUGGUGUUCGAAGCAAUAGUGUUGCUUAUGUCUCGCCGCAAUUGUACUUCAACCUUGGCCUUUCGUUACCACCUUCUUCAAUUGAUAGCUCAAAUUUGUACAUCACUCGCCUAGCUAAACCGGUCACAGAAGGGCCACCUGUAGCGAAAGCACUCACUGUAUCAAGAGUUGCGUCAGUAGUCUCUGUGGAUAAGCUGCUUCAAAAUGCACUUUUAGAUGCGCUAAAGCAAUGGUUUGAGGAAAGGACAAGAAUUGUCUGUGAAGGAGACAUUUUGGCGGUCAGUUUGGACGAAGAUCCAGCAAGAUUGUUGCCACAAGGUCGUGACAUGGAUGAUUUCUCGCAUCUCAGCCUUCCUAUUCCUUCUAAACCUACCGCUAUCGCUUAUUUCAAAAUCACCCAUCUUGAAGAGGAUGAACGAAAACAAGAUGAUCCCCACCCAGCUUAUUUUGGGGCCGGGAGAAAGAUAUCUACCAAUUACACACAUAUGGUGCAAACCGGUUUGGAAUGCUCAAGGGUACCAAUUGGCGAAAUUAGUAGAUAUUAUGGGUUAACACGCAAGCUUCCAAAGUGCCAAACUGAUAUCCCAGCUUACAACCAAAUAUUCAACCUACUUUCAUCGUCUCUUCAUCCAUUGGCAAAGGAUUUGAACCUAUCGUGUACUGUUCUAGUUCAAGGUCCCAGGGGUGGAGGAAAAUCGACCGUUGUCAAGUGGGUUGCUGAACAUGUCGGUGUCCAUGUUUUCGAAAUCAAUGCAUUUGAUAUCGUUGGCGAAACAGAUGCAAAAACCGAAGUGUAUUUGCGGGCAAAAUUCGAAAAAGCAAUGGUCAUGUCACCAUGCGUAAUCCUACUUCGUGGUAUUGAAGGUCUGGCAAGAAAAAGCGCAGUUGUUGAAACUGGUCAGGAACCUUUGAUUUCCACUGUGCUUCAAGACUGCAUACAAAAUAUUACAAACGCCCACUCAGUCACCGGAUACCCCGUCAUGCUGGUGGCAACCACAAGCGAUGUUGAUAAUUUGCCCACUAGUAUUCUUGGAUGCUUUAGACAUGAACUUGUGAUUGAAGCUCCUGCAGAAGCUAUUCGGCUGCAAAUGCUCGAAAGUUUAACAGAAAAAUCUCCUUUGGCCCCUGACGUAUCCUUACAAAGCUUGGCGACACAAACAGCUGCUUUGGUCUCCAAAGAUCUGGUCGAUCUCGUUGGCCGUUCAGGAGUUAUAGCGAUGAACAGAGUUCACAAGGCACUCGAAACAAAUCAAAGUGAUUUCGUUACUGACCGAGAUGUCGAAUAUGCCGGUGUGGCACUCACUGCCCAUGAUUUUGACGCGGCCCUCAAUCAAGCACGAGCAAGCUAUAGUGAUUCGAUUGGUGCUCCAAAGAUACCUAAUGUAACAUGGGAUGAUGUUGGAGGCUUGGCGAACGUUAAGGAUGACAUUUUGGAUACCAUCCAGCUUCCCCUCGAACAUCCCGAGCUUUUUGGUGCUGGAAUGAAGAAACGAAGUGGCAUUCUUUUAUAUGGACCUCCUGGUACUGGCAAAACAUUACUUGCCAAGGCUAUCGCAACAUCAUGCUCUCUCAACUUCUUCUCUGUUAAGGGACCUGAGCUACUCAAUAUGUACAUUGGUGAAUCUGAAGCUAACGUUAGACGAGUGUUUCAACGUGCUCGAGACGCCAAGCCAUGUGUCAUUUUCUUCGACGAGCUGGACUCUGUCGCUCCUAAGCGUGGCGAAAAGGGUGACUCCGGCGGCGUUAUGGACCGUAUUGUCAGUCAACUUUUAGCCGAGCUGGAUGGUAUGAGCGAAGGUGAGAGUGGUGCUGGCGAUGUGUUUGUCAUUGGCGCAACCAAUCGACCAGAUUUGUUGGAUCCAGCACUUCUCCGUCCAGGAAGAUUCGACAAACUUCUGUACCUUGGAGUAAGUCAAGAUCAUCAACAGCAGCUCAAGAUUAUUGAAGCCUUGACGAGAAAAUUCAGACUUCAUCCGGACCUGGAUCUUGCUAGAGUUGCCGAGCAGUGUCCUUUCCAUUAUACCGGAGCGGACUUUUACGCAUUAUGCUCAGACGCUAUGUUGAAAGCUAUGACAAGAGUAGCCGAAGGGAUUGAACAAAAAGUGGAAGAAUACAAUGCCUCUGGAGACCAUGAGCCAGCGACCAUCACAGCCCAGUACUACCUUGCCCAUAUGGCCACACCGGAGGACAUCGUGGUGCAAGUCACGGAACCAGAUUUCGUUCGAGCGCUUCAAGAAUUGAUUCCAAGCGUAUCUGCUACUGAAUUAGAACAUUACAAGACAGUCCGAGCUCGUUUCGAGAAGAAGGAAGAGGAAACUGCCGUAGAAGAACCUGUGCAUGAGGCAAAACCAGCGCCUAAUAAGGGUAAAGGCAAAGGCAAGGCUAGAGUACAAUGAUGAUGGGCCUAAUUUGCUAGAGCAGAAGAUGAUCUUUUAAAACUGAAUGGCAUAUUCAUGACCUUAAUCCUGAAAAUAAUUAAUAUAAACCCUCACAGUUGGUGCAGCUUUUCCAUACGCUC
Messenger RNA from Umbelopsis ramanniana AG, 3504 nucleotides. RefSeq lists its product as uncharacterized. The coding region runs from base 20 to 3382 and encodes 1120 amino acids. Gene Ontology annotation, molecular function: ATP binding; ATP hydrolysis activity. Gene Ontology annotation, cellular component: peroxisomal membrane; cytosol. The transcript has 10 exons. The record is from RefSeq and is a predicted model, not a curated record. Gene Ontology annotation, biological process: protein import into peroxisome matrix. NCBI's taxonomy places the organism in Eukaryota, Fungi, Mucoromycota, Umbelopsidomycetes, Umbelopsidales, Umbelopsidaceae.